AUGCUCAAGUCGUCAAUCCAUCUUCUAGGCUUCCUUGCCAUCCUGGCUUUUCAUGGAGGUUGGACAGCUCCCCAGAAUAAUGCCCAAGCCGAAACUCUUUCCAAAACUAAUUUAUGUGGCGUCCCACCGAAAUUCGAGGCAAUAGGCUCGAGCUUCUUUUAUUUCGAGCACGAUCUAAAGCAAAACUGGACAGCGGCAGCAGAAACUUGUCGUCAGAUGGGCGGACAUCUUGCUGUCAUCCGAGACGAGCAGCAAUUUAACGCCAUUUAUUGGCAGCUCCAACACAACAAAUGGUAUUGGCUGGGCAUCAAAAAAGGAGGCCAAGAGGACCAGUUCGUUUCAGUGACUUCUGGCACACCAGCCCCCUUUUUAAAGUGGGGAUGGGGUCACCCGAACCCCUUCGCCCACGACUGGGACUGCGUUCAAGUCAUAACCACAGUCAUGAUAAAUGCCAGAUGUACCAACAGGGCUAAUUUCAUUUGCCAGUGGAGCAAUGAGAUAUGAGAAUGUACCUCCAAAUAUUAAACAAAACAAUAUUAAUAAUCUGCCAACUUCUUAUCUUUUUGUAAAUUUGUUGUUGACGAUUCAAGUCGACAAAUAAUUUUCAUGAGUGCAAUUCGAUAAAUUACAAAUCUGUAAUUGGCAUUGCACGACAUUUUUAUGACCAUGACUAUUAAAUCCCUAAUCAAUUUGAUUUUGAAUACCGAAACACUCGUAAACUUUAUGGCUAUGUACCCUACGAAUCGGUUAAGAACUGUCAUAAAUUACACAUUGUUCGUGCUGAUAAGGAAUUCAUACCAGAAAUCAGAACCUUAGUUGGACAUCUUUAUCAGAUAACAUUUUUCAUUCAAUAUUUUUUUGGAAAUUUGUUCUAUACUAUACUAUAAAUAUA
Drosophila biarmipes is the source of this 892-nucleotide messenger RNA. Its product is annotated as accessory gland protein Acp29AB-like. The coding region runs from base 1 to 504 and encodes 167 amino acids. NCBI's taxonomy places the organism in Eukaryota, Metazoa, Arthropoda, Insecta, Diptera, Drosophilidae. The transcript has 2 exons. The record is from RefSeq and is a predicted model, not a curated record. Gene Ontology annotation, molecular function: signaling receptor activity.